Hirsutella rhossiliensis is the source of this 5163-nucleotide messenger RNA. Its product is annotated as PIF1-like helicase domain-containing protein. Bases 1 to 5163 code for a protein of 1720 amino acids. The record is from RefSeq and is a predicted model, not a curated record. Gene Ontology annotation, molecular function: DNA helicase activity. NCBI's taxonomy places the organism in Eukaryota, Fungi, Ascomycota, Sordariomycetes, Hypocreales, Ophiocordycipitaceae. Gene Ontology annotation, biological process: DNA repair; telomere maintenance. The transcript is spliced from 6 exons.
AUGUUCCCCGAUGAGCUUAAGGGACUCACGCCGGUCGAAGAGAAGCUCAUCUCGCUGAACUCGUGUUACGGGGUUGUCACGAGGUAUAGCAUCCCGGGCGGGCAGAGGCAGGCCGUGAGGUAUCCGAGGCAUGUCAAGGGCCACAUCACGGUGUUUCCGAACAACGUGCAGGAGCUGGCAACUAAAGUGCUCCCGCACCCUCUUCUGCAAGCACUGGACGAGAUCCAUGUUUCGUGGCAGGGCGCGGAGAAGCCGGCACCGAGCGACCUGUCGAGUCUGUUGUCGGUGAGGCGGCGGGUCGUGGGGAGGGCGCUUGUUUGGCUGAAGAGGAACAACCCCCACUACGCCGAGAUCGAGAUCGACGCGGCGGAAAUGGAGAGCUGGGGUGACCCGAUUCACGGGGUGCCGGCGUUGGUGUACGAUCGCAUGGAGCGGAACGAGCCGUCUGCAUGGGAGAAGACGCGAACGGCACACGUUGUGCCGCCCACGGAGCGCGCCAUGGACGACGAGGGGUCGGUAGAGAUCGACCAACUCUUCGCGCUGCUCAACCAAAGGCAAGAGACAGACGGCGAGGCUGAAGGGCAGGGGCCUAACGAAGAAGGUGCGGAUCGCGUUGGAAUUGGCGCUGGCCCUGAUCAGAACGUUCCAGCGAUCAACGAGGUGACGUCCUCUGCCAUGUUUGCACUGGACGGACCGCCAGGCGUGGUAGAUGUCGAGAAGCUGCGGUUUGCCUGCGACGCCAUUGGUGAGGGUGCCGACGAGAGCCGUGCAGGCCCGAGAACGUGGGUCGGAUGCUCGGCGGCGGGGGCUCGGGGGCGUGGCAACGAUGGCUGUGAGCCAUACAUCCGAGUCUCGCGGGGGGACGAAUUCGCCGAUUCCUUCGAGACGUUCUUCUUCGCCCGAACGUUCCCGACCCUGUUCCCAUUUGGCGUUGGGGGACCAAGGCUGCUUGAAGAGACCAUGGUCGAGGUCGGGAAGGCCACCGCCGACUUGCGAGGUAGGGCUGUCGAGGCAGAGGCGGCUGCGCGAGACUCCGUAUCCUCUCGAAGCUUGAACCUUCGGGUGUGGGCCGACAUAGUGCUCCGGCGCCAUGGUGGCCGAUUCGCGUUGCACCACAUCUUUGCAUUUCUUGUCUUCAACAUGGGGGUGCGAUCGCGGAACCGCCGCGUUAGCAUGCUGAGUGUGACGAGGAGGAACUUCCGCAUGGUAGAACGCAUUGUUCGCUCGAUGACCGCAGAGAGGUUAGCCGCGGCGAGGGUCGAGUUGGAGAGCUCGGGCAAGACGACCGACGAUGGCGUGAAGGAGCUUCUCAGGAGCCUGUCGCUGUACGGCCACCGGCAGCCCAUGUCCAGGGAGGUCCGGCUCAAUAUGCGGCGGAAAAUCCAGUCGCUCAUCGUUGGCUACGGCGUGCCGGCCAUCUGGUUCACCAUCAACCCGAAUGACAUUACGAACCCGGUGAAGCUGCGACUGGCGGCAUACCGCACUCGCGAUCCCGACGCGGCCGAGGAGUUCCUAGAAGGCCUUGGAAGUGCGUACAAGCGGACGCGGCUGGCGAUAUCGGAUCCCAUGAGCUCCGCCGUAUUCUUCCACCGGGAGAUGAAGCUGUUCUUCGAUCACUACGUGAAAGUCGGGGCAGAGUCGGUGUUCGGGCGCAUCAGCAAGUACUACGGCGCCGUGGAGACCAACGAACGAGGGGCGCUUCAUGUCCACGGCUUGCUCUGGUUGCAGGGAAACGCGCAUCUCAGCUCGAUGCUGGCCGACAUCCACGGGGAGGAUCAGGCGGCGUAUCGCGAGCGAAUCAUGCGAUACGUCGAUAGUGUCUUCUCCGAGGAUCUGGACCAGGAAGGAUUCUGCGCCGUGCAAGCGGAGCGAUCUGUGACAGCCGAUAUUUCCUCCCUGCUGAACAACACCGAGCAGUUUUCGGCCGCCUUUGACGAGGAGGCCAACUUCUGUGCCGGCGCGACACAGGUUCACACGCAUAGCCCGACCUGUGUCAAGUAUUCCUUGGGCAAAGGAGCGCGGAAAGGGAAUCUAUGCCGGUUCAAGGCUCCAUGGAGGUUGAUCGACAAGACCGCCAUCACGGCAGACGGGGUGCUGCAGAUCCGGAGGAGUCACAGCAUGGUCAAUCGAUGGAACAAGGCCGUCGCUGUGGGGCUCCGGCACAACCACGACAUUUCCUUCAUUGCGACGCAGCGCAAGACCAUGGCCCUUAUAUAUUAUGUCACGAAUUACGCGACCAAGGUGGAAGACCCGGUGUGGAAGCGUGUGGCGGCCGCGGCCGAGCUCCUGGCCGCCUCGACGGAUGACGGCGCGGGCAAUGGAGGACGGGACGGCGGUGGAGGUGCUGUUGGCGACGACGCCGCCAAGGGGAACAGGACCCGACAGUUCUUGAUGAGGGUGGCGAAUCGCGUGUUCACGGACCGUCCGCUUUCGCAGGUCGAGGUCAUCGCUCAUCUUCUGGGAUAUCCGGCCGAGUUCACCAACAGCAGCGCCUGGGCGUACCUGAACACAUCUCUGCUGUACUGGGAAGUCUUUCGACGGUGGCCGCAUCUCCGGCAAGCAAGUGGCGCGGCGGACACAGACGAUAUUCUGGAUGAGUCGGUCGUCGUCGUCGAAGAAGCAGGCCUGAGGAUCUCCCACGUCGAGGCGUACCAGCACCGGGGAGAGCUCCUGCGGGGGCUAUGCUUAUACGACUACAUAUCGCUCGUGAGACUAAAACGCAUCUGCAAGGAGGCGGCGAGCUGUGCGGCCUGGGGGGAGGUGGCCUUCGAGGAUGGAUGGGCGCCGGGAGGAAAAGGCUGGGUCCAGGUGCUCAGGCGGCCGGGCAAGCAUGCUACCGUCUGCCUCGAUGGCUACCUAAGCAAGGACUUCGGCGACGACGACGACGACGAGUCGUGCCACCGGAGGGCAGCCGUGCAGCAUCUUGCAUUAUUCGUGCCGUGGGAGUCCUUCCUGUGCGAAGAAACGGGCGAGAUCAAUGGCAUCUGGGAGCGGGCGCGAGAGGCGCUGGCUCGGAGAAUAUCAUGUCUCGUCGACAACGUGCAGCUGCUUCGACGGUCAGCCGAAGACGCAAAACGCGACGCCAAGCAAUGGGCGGCCUCAUCCGGCGAUGGCGACUCCACGGUCACACACGUCGAGGAGGGCGAGACAGGCGGGGCGGGCGCAGAAUCUGCGGCGACGUAUCAGCCCAACAACAUCGGAGACGCAACCCGGCUGAUCGACGUGGUCCGAGGCGCAGUGGGCACGAAUCAAGCGACGGCCAAGUCGCCGGAGCUCAUGGCGUUGAUGCAGCAGCUCUGUCGGUUUCAUCAAUCGGCGCUGUGCUCAACGGCCGAGCUCGAGGCCACCGUGAUUCCCGAGCAAGGGAAUCAGGUCAAGGCUAUCAAGUCGCAGCAGAUAAGUGCGUCGAGGGAGAGGGAGAGAAUGAUCCAAGGCGUACAAACCACACCCACGGUCCGGGAAAGCGACCGCCGAGUUGCGUUGCGGCGGGUGAUGACCGGCUUCGGGGAGGACGACAUCGAAGUGACGAUGGCCGACUCCGACGAGACGGCUAGCGACGCAGAAGCGGGAAUGCGCGUCCAGCUUGGCCCAUCAACUUCCUUCCUCGCGGCGGGCAGGAAGCUGGCAACACGGCUGACGCUGAACAAGAGGCAGUCAAUCGCGUUCCUACUAAUAUGCCGCCGGCUCGAUUUGAUGCGACAAACGGAUAGGGGCGAUGUCGGCCAGCUGUGCCAGUUCGUCGGCGGCGAGGGGGGUACCGGCAAGUCGCGAAUCAUUGGGGCACUCGUCGAGUUGUUCAGAAGGAAGAGCAUUUCGAAUCGUCUGCUGAUCACGGCGACGUCAGGGACUGCCGCAGCGCAGAUCAACGGAAUCACGAUCCACUCCGCCUGCGGGUUCACCAAAGACCAAGGGGCGGGCGGCGCGAACAAGGCCAAGGACCUUGACGGGGUGCGGCUGCCGAAACAGGCGGAGCGGUUCAUCCACGGCCAGUCUCGAAUGGAUUGGCAGGAGAAGGAGGUGCUGGUCAUCGACGAGGUGAGCAUGCUCGGAGCGCGUACGCUGCACGCCGUAAACGAGCAGCUCCGCCGGCUUCGAGGAUCGCAGGAAGACUUCGGGGGGAUCCCCAUCGUCCUCUUCUUCGGAGACUUUCAGCAGUUCCGGCCGGUCCAAGAGAGGGCCGAGCAGCGUCACCAGCACGACAAAGCGCACGCGCUGUGGAAGAGGUUCACGACGGUCGUCAUGCUGGACGAGCAGAUGCGCGCCGCCGGCGACCGGGAGCUGCAGAGGCUGCUGAAGCGGAUCCGUCUAGGCGUGCAGGACCGCACGGACCUGGACCUCCUCAACUCAAGGUGCUACCGGGAGGGUAGGCGGAUCCCUUGGGAAACGGGCAUCACCGUGGUGACGCCGCUCAAUAGGAACCGGUGGAACCUAAACAUGGAGGCGAGCUUGGCGUUCCGGGUCCAGCGGCGGUCAAUGAUGCGCAUCUUCAUCUCCGAGCACAGGUGGAAGGAGGAGCUGCCGACGGAGGAAGAAGCGAUCAUGAUGCUCAACCAGGGCGACGAUAGCGAGAUCCCGGUGCCGGCCGUCUUCAUGUUCGCGCCCGGGAUGCCGGUCGUCGUGAACCACAACACCCAUCAGGGGCUGAAGCUGGUAAACGGCGCCAGCUAUUCGGCGGUUGAGGUCAUCAUCGACAAGGCGUACCCGGGGCAUCGGAUCUCAGCCGACAUGACGAUCCACUUCGGGCCGCCGGCAGGGAUAAUUUUGGAAUCGGCGACGACAAGGGACCUCCACUUCCGGAACGAUGUCAGCCGGAAGGGUUUGCCGUGCGCAGCAGCCUUCGCGUGCACAGACUACAAGGUGCAGGGCAGGACGCUGGAGCGCGUGGCCCUUGAGCUGCGAGGGACACGGACGACGAACAUCGAUGGAAUGCGCGUGGCCGCGCAGUGUGACCCGUACAGCUUGUACGUGCAGCUAUCGCGCUGCCGAACGCUUGACGGCAUCAUGCUCGUGUCCAAGGUGCGGGAGAGAGACUUAGUGGGCAACCGGGUUCCCGUGGAUAUGACUGCCGCACAGGCCAGGCUCGAGGUACUGAGCGAGAGGACUGUUGAGGAGGCGUCACGCUGGUUAGCUGAAGAGUCAAGGCGACGGCGCCGGGCGACGUGA